Kwoniella botswanensis is the source of this 885-nucleotide messenger RNA. RefSeq lists its product as uncharacterized. The coding region runs from base 1 to 885 and encodes 294 amino acids. The record is from RefSeq and is a predicted model, not a curated record. Gene Ontology annotation, cellular component: membrane. NCBI's taxonomy places the organism in Eukaryota, Fungi, Basidiomycota, Tremellomycetes, Tremellales, Cryptococcaceae. The transcript has 7 exons.
AUGGUCUUCUUAGGUCUUCACCCAGCUGUAACGUCCCGUUUGGCAGGCGUCAUUGGGUUCACUUUAGCAUACCAAACUGCUUUCGCGCUGUAUUCCGUACCCAACAAGACUGAAAAGCUUUAUGAUAUAGCAGGUUCUACUGGAUUUAUCACGUCUACUUUAUUGUCUUUGUAUUACCCUUCAAUUAAAUCAUGGUUCACCAAAUCACCUUCUAUCCCUCUCUCGUCCUUGCAACAUCAUCCGAGACAGUUGCUGAUUAGCGCUAUGAUAUUGCUAUGGGCCGGUAGAUUGGGAUAUCACCUUGGUGGGCGUAUUGUCAAACACGGUUCGGACUCUCGAUUCGACGACUUGAAGACUAAACCUGGGAUCUUCUCUGGAAUGUGGUUCGGUCAAGCACUUUGGAUAACCCUCGUCGGUUUACCAGCAUUCAUCGUCAACUCAGUACCCGCUUCUGCCCAUCCUGCUUUGGCUUUGAAGGAUUUCGUCGGAUUGGGAAUUUGGAUAGCUGGUUUAGGUUUCGAAGUGAUCGCUGAUCAACAAAAAUCCACUUGGAGAAAACAAAAAGAUGAGAAGAAACAUGAAGAGAAAUUCAUUUCAUCUGGUUUAUGGAGUUUGUCGAGACAUCCCAACUACCUAGGCGAAGUAAUCCUUCAGACCGGUCCUCCCCUCUUACUACUCACCACUCAACUCCCGCCUUCAAUCAAAUACCUAUCAUUCAUCUCACCUGUCUUCACUUACAUCUUACUGCGAUACGCAUCCGGUGUACCUCCCCUGGAGGAAUCAGCUGAGAAGAAGUUUGGUAAAGAUGAAAAUUGGAGAAAGUAUACUGAUAACGCGAGUAUGUUCGUACCAUUACCUUUUGGACUGGGCAAGGGUAAGAUCUAA